Messenger RNA from Bombus huntii, 1738 nucleotides. RefSeq names its product multivesicular body subunit 12A (gene Mvb12). NCBI's taxonomy places the organism in Eukaryota, Metazoa, Arthropoda, Insecta, Hymenoptera, Apidae. Gene Ontology annotation, cellular component: cytosol; ESCRT I complex. The coding region runs from base 373 to 1362 and encodes 329 amino acids. The record is from RefSeq and is a predicted model, not a curated record. Gene Ontology annotation, biological process: regulation of epidermal growth factor receptor signaling pathway; virus maturation; endosome to lysosome transport via multivesicular body sorting pathway. The transcript is spliced from 9 exons.
UUGAACACAACUACCCUAGUCAGUUAAGAUGGUGGUCAUUACGGUUGUGGUGGUGGCAAAAGUGAUGUCAUUGAUAUCAAUUUAGUUAAAACGUUCAACGAAGAGACAAAGGAGGAAAGCCAUUCUUAUAAGUAACAGUGUUUAUGAGUUUCGUUAGUUAUCUUAUCAGGUUUUUAUCACAUAUCAUUUGAAAGAUUGCGUGUCAAAGGAAAAACCAGUCGAUCGUUAUUCGAUCGAAAAUUGCCGUGUUAUUCUGUUGGAAUUAAGUGACCGGCUGAUUAAAAGUACAACAGCAGAUAAAUUAAUGAAUAUGCAAAGUUUUUAAAUUUGUGUCGCGCGAAAUUUCCAAUUUUUUUCCGAAGGGUUGCAAUAAUGUCUAAAAAGAUUAAUUGCAACAAAAUGUUAGUUCACCAGUUAUCGUCUGUAUUACCUGAUGAUAGGCCCAUCACAGCCAUAAAUAUUGUUGAAGAUAUAGAUAAGUGUCCACCAAAUUUUACAGUGGUAUCACGAACAUAUGACCAAGAUACUGAUGCUGAUCUAUGGAGAGAAAGUGGACUUUUUAUUAAAAAGAAAGGCAGAUACAUAUGUUUUUCAAAGACUGAAGGGUUACCGCAGUGUGUGGUCGAAGAUAUCGUAGUCAUUAAUGAACGAGAUACUCCACCAGAAGGAUAUAGCAUAAUUUCUUGUACUGUAGAUUCAAUGCAGAAGGCAUGGAGAAAGAAACAGGUGUGCUAUAAAAUUAGAAAUAAGGAACUAUGUUCGAAAGCAGUUACUGAUAUUAUCAUAUGUAGUAGAGUUAUACAUAAGGUUUAUACAUCUAAAAUGGCACCAAACGGAUUUAUUGCUGCUGGUGUUAUUAACGGAGUUUGUGUUUGCUACAAAACUGUGGAUAUUGUAAAUGGGAAUUCAAAUUCACAGUCAUAUGUUAAUAUAGACUUACUACAAAGUGCUUCCCCAAAUCCAUCAAAUGGGACACCCCAUAGAAUACCGCCUGAGAGGCCACCAAAACCAAAGUUUUCGCCAAAACCAGCAAAUGGGGUUUAUCCAAAAAUUAGUGGAAGUGGAGGAAAGGAUACAGAGGAAUCUAACGAUAGAGAUUAUGAAAUUUUGAGUCCUAGUGCAAGAAUUAGACCUACGAGACCUGCUCCGCAACCCCCUACAUCAACAGUUGUUGGAUCUACAUCAAUUUAUGGUACACUUCCAGGAUCUUCCGAUUUGGAUGGAGUCCCAUUUGUUCUUAAUCCACGUCUUAGUGUUCAUUCUGAUUCUUCUACUAAUAAACUUCCUGUGAUUAAAAUUUGGACUCAGAAAGACUUGGAUAAAGAGUUCUUUUACGAUUUUUGUGCAGAGAGAGAAACUUGAAGAAACCACUGUGCCAAAUUAAUUGCGUGAUUCUUCACGCAAUUUUUCAGCUAUGUCUAUACAUUUGUAUUGAUAAUAUAGCACUAGCCAAGUGUAAUAGAGUGCCUGAACGAGUGAUUCAUACUAACCUACGAAAAUGGAAUUACUUUCAAAACAUUUAUCAAUGAAGUGUUCGAAUUUAAAUAUUGUCCAUUUUCUAAAGUACUUUUCUCUUCCAUACCCUAUUUAGAUUUUGAUACCAGUAACAGUUAGCACCGUAUUUUUAUAGAGUUGCGUUGUAUUUUUAUAGAUAGUAGAAGUUAUAUAUAUGUAUAUUAUAUAUAAUUGUAUGAUAUGUUCUAGUUGUUUAUAAAUCGCCACAAAAUACUUAAUAUUA